CAAGCGGCGGAAAUCGGUAACAGGUGAUGGGCGUGGCUAGACGCGCUAAAUAAGCGGUUUUGUCUGGUUUUAGGUCUCAUACUCGGAGGUGUUUUCUCUCUUUGGUCGGCGGCACGUCGGAGGAAGCAGCGGAACAGCGGCAUCAUGCACAAACCGUCACCUAACGAACCAGAGCAGGUCCGCAAGCUCUUCAUCGGGGGCUUAAGCUUCGAGACCACUGAUGACAGUCUCCGCAACCACUUUGAACAAUGGGGGGCCCUAACAGACUGUGUGGUCAUGAGGGAUCCAGGCACCAAACGUUCCCGUGGCUUUGGCUUUGUCACAUAUUCAUCAGUGGAAGAAGUUGAUGCUGCUAUGGGUGCCAGACCUCACCGGGUAGAUGGCCGUGUGGUGGAACCUAAACGCGCGGUUUCCAGAGAGGCUUCUCAAAGGCCAGGAGCACAUCUCACAGUUCAGAAGAUCUUUGUUGGGGGAAUAAGAGAGGACAUUGAAGAACAUCAUCUAAGGGACUACUUUGAGAAGUAUGGAAAGAUCGAGGUGGUAGAGGUGAUGACUGACCGGGCCAAUGGCAAGAAGAGAGGAUUUGCUUUUGUGACGUUUGAUGAUCAUGACUCAGUUGACAGGAUUGUCCUUCAGAAAUAUCACAGUAUCAAUAACUACAACUGUGAAGUAAGGAAGGCGCUGUCCAAGCAAGAUAUGAUGUCUGCAUCUACCAGCCAAAGAGGACGUGGAGGCGGUGGUGGUGGGAACUUUGGUAGAAACGAUGAUUAUCAAGGACGUGGAGGAAACAAUGAUAGCAGGGGUGGUGGUUUUGGUGGACGUGGUGGAUAUCGAGGGGAUGGCUACAAUAAUGGUGGAUUCGGUAAUGAUGGUGGAUAUGGCUACAACCCACCUUAUGGUGGUGGUGGCGGCGGCGGCAAUCGUGGUUAUGGUGGAAACCAAGGUUUUGGAGGAGGACAAGGUGGUGGAUAUGGAGGAAAUGGCGGUGGCUAUGAAGGGUACAACAAUGGAGGAGGAGGAGGAAGUGGCGGUGGAUUUGGUGGAGGCAAUGGUAACUUUGGUGGAAACAGUGGAGGAGAUUACAAUGAGUUUGGUAACUACAAUAACCAAUCGUCUUCUGGCUUUGGACCUGCGAAAGGAGGCAAUUUUGGUGCAAGGAAUUCUGGACCUUAUGGUGGUGGUGGAGGUGGUGGUGUUGGUGGUGGAUUCGGUGGUGGCACUGGAGGCGGCAAUUAUGGAAGUGGCAGGCGGUUCUAAUAGAGGAAACAAUGCUUAGGAAGAGAGGAGAGCCAGGCAAGCGACAGGUUACUACACAAGUUGAAGUCAGCCAAGCACAUUUGUGGCAGGGCAUAGCUGCUGCAUGAAGAAAUGUUAGCAAAUCAGAAUUACGUGUGAGGAAAACACAGGACUUUUCAUGACUAAAUUAUGAAGACUUUAAGUUUGUUUUGUGAAGUGUCAAGCAUUCCUAGGAGUGGGUUUUAUUGAAUAGGACUUCAUAUACAUUUUUUUAUUUUUGUUGCCGUUCACACACUGUAAACUGCAUCAUAACUCUUUAAUAAAUGUGUCCUUUUUUAUAA
Molecule: messenger RNA, 1577 nt
Organism: Bufo gargarizans (Asiatic toad)
Lineage: Eukaryota; Metazoa; Chordata; Amphibia; Anura; Bufonidae
Gene: HNRNPA1
Product: heterogeneous nuclear ribonucleoprotein A1
Exons: 10
Coding region: 145-1257 (370 amino acids)
Molecular function (GO): RNA binding
Source: RefSeq, a predicted model, not a curated record